UAAUUAUGCAUAGCAAUAGCUUUAUUGUGUUGGAGUUAAAAUAGCUUUUUUGAGUAAGUAUUGAAACGCUUCAUAAAGAGAGUUGGUUGAAAAUGAUUCAGAGAGCCAGGCCCCGCGGCAGGCCGCUCGGCUUCCCGGCUCGGGAGUCUCUCCGGACGGACGGGCCAGAAGUCGUCCCCCUGCAAUGGAGCGCUGCAGCCCGCUCCCCGCCCGGCUGCCCCACGUCGCGCGGGGACGGUGGUGGCCGCCAGGCUCUGCUCGCGGGAGCGAAGGGGACCGAGCCGCCCGGCCUGUGCCCGCCCGUAGGUCCUCAAGAUGUCCUCGCCGGCCCCCACUGCGGAGGAAGAGGACACCACCGCCCAGCGCAUCCGAGAAGGAGCCCGACAUGCGCCCGAAAGCGGAGAGCGAGGAGGAGGAGGAGGAGGAAGAUGAGGACGAGGAGGAGGAUGAGGAGGAAGAGAAAAAGAGUCUCAUCGUGGAAGGCAAGAGGGAAAAGACAAAAGUAGAGAGGUUGACCAUGCAAGUCUCUUCCUUGCAGAGGGAGCCAUUUACCAUUGCACAGGGAAAGGGACAGAAACUUUGUGAAAUUGAAAGGAUACAUUUCUUUCUGAGUAAGAAGAAAACUGAUGAACUUAGAAAUCUUCGCAAACUACUUUACAAUAGACCAGGCACAGUGUCCUCAUUAAAGAAGAAUGUGGGUCAGUUCAGUGGCUUUCCGUUUGAGAAAGGAAGUACCCAGUAUAAAAAGAAGGAAGAAAUGUUGAAAAAGUUUAGAAGUGCCGUGUUGAAGAGCAUCUGCGAAGUGCUUGAUGUGGAGAGAUCGGGUGUGAACAGUGAGCUAGUGAAGAGGAUCUUCAACUUCCUAAUGCAUCCAAAGCCUUCUGGCGAACCACUACCAAAGGCUAAGAAGACUCCUAGCAAAGGCAGUAAAAAGGAACGCAACAGUUCUGGAACGGCAAGCAAAGCGAAACGAACCAAACACCCCGAGAUUCUGUCAGAUGAGUCGAGUAGUGAUGAAGAUGAAAAGAAAAGCAAGGAAGAGUCUUCAGAGGAUGAAGAUAAAGAAAGUGAAGAGGCGCCACCAAAAAAGACAUCGAAAAAAGAAAAACCUAAGCAGAAAGCUGCUGCUAAAAGUAAAAAAUCUGUAAAAAGUGCUAAUGUGAAGAAAGCAGAUAGCAGCACCACCAAGAAGAACCAGAACAGUUCCAAGAAAGAAAGCGAAUCUGAGGAUAGUUCGGAUGAAGAACCUCUAAUUAGAAAAUUGCAGAAACCACCUACAGAUGAAGAGCUAAAGGAAACAAUAAAGAAAUGGUUGGCCAACGCUGACUUGGAGGAAGUCACGAUGAAGCAAAUCUGUAAAGAGGUGUGUGAAAGUUACCCUGCUUAUGACUUAACCGAAAGAAAAGAUUUCAUAAAAACAACUGAUAAAGAACUAAUCUCUUGAGAUGUGAUAGAGGAAGAGGCAGCGGAUGUAUUCCCAUCCAUCUGAAGAUCUGAUUUGUACCAUUAUACCAGCAAAGAGAAUGUAACUCCUUUUCUAAAUCCUUGCUAAGUAUUGUUGGCACAACUAAACUGCUGACCUUUUACUGUCUUGAGUGUCACGUAAAAUUGAGUUUGCCGUUUUAAAUUGCAUUUCUAUGCAGGUUUUAGUUAAAAACUCGUGCAUGGCAGUAAUUGUUCCCUGCUUUUAUAGUUGUAUUUUGUAAAUUUUUGAUUUCUUUAUAUAAGGUCAUAGCUAGAUGUGGGUUUUAGUGCAGUUAACAUUAGCUUGCUUAAGACAUUCUUUUAACUAAAUAGAACUCUCACUGGCAUUUAUACAAAGACUGUUGCAGUAUUUAGUACAUGAAUUAUUUUGAAUUUUGAAUACACGUCUCUUCUGUCAGAGUGAGA
This is a messenger RNA of Ochotona curzoniae (black-lipped pika), 1890 nucleotides long. RefSeq names its product protein DEK-like. Gene Ontology annotation, cellular component: nucleus. The record is from RefSeq and is a predicted model, not a curated record. Lineage: Eukaryota; Metazoa; Chordata; Mammalia; Lagomorpha; Ochotonidae. Gene Ontology annotation, biological process: regulation of double-strand break repair; chromatin organization. Gene Ontology annotation, molecular function: histone binding; DNA binding.